AUGAGACUCCAACCCAACCACUCUCAACACCAUCAAAAUGGUGUCAAUAACCAUGAAGAUCAAGAAGAAGCAUUGUUGGCUCUGGUCGAACUCCGUACUCGUGAAGUCAAAAGUCUCCAGUCUGAUAAGUAUCAGAGAGUCCCUACUGAACAGGAAGUCAAAGUUAAAGACAGAGGGAGCAAAAGGAAAUAUGAACAUAAAGAGGAUGUUAAUUUGAUUUCCUUGAUAAGUAAGAGUUCUUCACCUGAAUUACUCUCGCAUCAAAUAAGUCAUCACUUCUCAAGUCAACACAAGAGGAGAGUGCGAUGUGUUGCUGUGUGUCCUGUGAAUGAUCACCACUUUGUGACUAGUGCUUUGGAUGGAGUGGUCAACUUGUGGGAUGUUCAUUCUUCAGAGUAUGUCUUCGAUUUUCUUUUGAGCCAUUUUCAGAGAUGGCCAGAAGAUGUAGUUUGGCACCCAGAGGGGAACAGCCUGCUUUCAGUAUAUAGUGCUGAUGGUCAAGACCAUCAAAUCUCAGUGACUGACUUCAGUAGAGUAAAAGGUGGAGGGAGAGCAUAUGUCAAUUUCAUAGAAGACAAACCUCACGUGAAGGGUGUUAUAAAUAGCAUUGUGUUUCUGCCUUGGGAGAAUACCAGUUUUGUAACCGGAGGAACUGAUCAUGCUGUGGUAUUGUGGCGUGAGAAUGAUCAGAACAAAUGGAAGUGA
Sphenostylis stenocarpa is the source of this 705-nucleotide messenger RNA. The record is from the annotation of a GenBank genome assembly. Lineage: Eukaryota; Viridiplantae; Streptophyta; Magnoliopsida; Fabales; Fabaceae.